Molecule: messenger RNA, 982 nt
Organism: Triticum aestivum (bread wheat)
Lineage: Eukaryota; Viridiplantae; Streptophyta; Magnoliopsida; Poales; Poaceae
Exons: 3
Coding region: 257-694 (145 amino acids)
Source: RefSeq, a predicted model, not a curated record
CCUUCUCUUCCUCCCAGGUUGCGGCGGCUCGGCAGUUCAUCACAGCCGUGCUCGGCGGCCGGCUGAUGCUUGGCCGCUAGCCAUAGGUAGUGACGGACGAGACGGUAAGGCGGCAACUAGCAGCCACGUCGCAGGUCUGCGGCCGGCUACGAGGGGUCUCUUCGCCUCUUCACGACGACAUCGACAAGUCCAUGAUGUCGUCUCAAACGGACCCAGGACAUGGCGGGCUCUUGGUUCCCUUGUUUGUGAACUGGUGAUGCUUGUUUGUACUUCCUCCCUGAGAUGCCAGCAUCGCCAGAGUAACAUCAGGAUCCUGGCGCGCGUUCCCUCACUUUUUGUGUCCAACAUUACUUGCAGCCAGUUUUCACCUGUGAACCAGAACUUGUUUUCAGCAGAAGCCUUUAGAGAGCAUGAAGACGCUCAUGGUGAAGGUUGGGAGCGCCUGGACCAUAAACUUCAUGUGGACUUCCUUGGCUGCAUAGGCCAUAACCUUCUCCGACCAAUCACUACAUCUUUUCCCAAAGCUAUUCAUGAUUGGCUGGAACCGUUCCUCCAUUCUUCCUUCCGGAGUAGGCAGGCCAAAAUACUUGCUCUCAAAAGUUUCCGAUUUCACACCAAGGAUGGCCUUUAUUUCCUCUCUUGUUUGGUCAGGGCACACUUCACUGAAAAGAAGAGCGCAUUUGCUCACACUUAGUAGCUGUCCAGUACAUUUUUGGAAGGAUGGCCUUUAUUUCCUCUCUUCUUUGGUUAGGGCACACUUCACUGAAAAGAAGAGAGCAUUUGCUCACACUUACUGACUAAUUAAGACCUAAGCAAUAAUAAAACCAGGACUGAAGGAAAAAAAACCAAGGCACUGUGCUUUGGCGCUAUGAUGCUGGCAAAUUAGUACAAAUUCAUAAUGCACAAAUUGGCAUUCAUUUGUCCGGACUCCCACAAAUCUCCCCCAUUUUUGUCUCCGAUUUAUGGGAGAAAUCACGUUGGA